Messenger RNA from Bipolaris zeicola 26-R-13, 378 nucleotides. RefSeq lists its product as uncharacterized. The record is from RefSeq and is a predicted model, not a curated record. NCBI's taxonomy places the organism in Eukaryota, Fungi, Ascomycota, Dothideomycetes, Pleosporales, Pleosporaceae. The transcript is spliced from 3 exons. The annotation marks the transcript as partial.
UUUUCGGCGCUGGGCAUGGUCAACAAGAAUCAGCCGACUAUGUGGUUGCAGGCAAUGUCAGCCGUAGUGAUCACCAUACAUUUGGAGACUGAUGUACAACAGAAAAAGGAUGUCGUAGACAUUAUCGCUGCAUUUGCUAAGCUAGUAAACACCAUGCCCCCUUGGAGUCCCAAGACGAAAACUGUCGCGGCACCGAUCAUUGCUAUUGAGUCUGAAAACUACAACUCUAGGGUUCAAGGGCUCAACCAUGCGAUUGGUCUCAACCAAAUCAAGAGCUUUCUCUGGGUGGUAGGCCAGUAUACAUCGCUCGACGUAAACUCUAAGCUAAGGGAAGCUGUCGACCCAAACCAUCCAGGGGAUGCCAAGGCUGGCGACUAA